Messenger RNA from Gongylonema pulchrum, 876 nucleotides. The record is from the annotation of a GenBank genome assembly. NCBI's taxonomy places the organism in Eukaryota, Metazoa, Nematoda, Chromadorea, Rhabditida, Gongylonematidae.
GGCACAGUUUUGAUGGAAACUGCUGACGAAUUGUUGAAGUUCAGUGCUGGCGAAGAAGCGGAAGUGGAGAAGCUGAUAAAAGCUUUGGCUGAUAAUGGCGUGAAUGUUGUUGUAUCAGCUGGAAAAUUCGGUGACAUUCAUCUUCAUUUCAUGAACAAAUACAAAAUGAUGGGUGUCCGGUUGGUUUCGAAAUUCGAUCUUCGUCGUUUAUGCCGAUCCACUGGAGCCCAGGCGCAGGCGCGUGUGUGCUGCCCACCCGCAACAGCUUAUGGUGAAUGCGAUCGAGUGUAUAUCGAAGAGGUGGGCGGCAAAGAGCUGACGGUAUUCGAUAAGGCGAGCGAACGAGGCAAUAUUGCGACAAUCGUGAUCCGAGGAUCGAGCCAAUCACGCAUGGACGAUGUGGAAAGGGCCAUCAACGAUGCCGUUAAUACUUAUAAAGCGCUUACACGAGAUUCUAACUUGCUUGCCGGAGCCGGAGCCGCCGAAAUUGAGCUUGCGCGACAAAUUGAAUCGUUUGGCGAAAAAUGGGCCGGUCUGGAGCAGUAUUCCAUUAAGAAAUUUGCGCAUGCGUUGGAAACGUUGCCGAAGCAAGUUGCUGAGAAUGCUGGACUAGACCCGACUGAGAUUCUUUCGAAAAUUUAUGCGGCGCACCAGGAAGGCCAGCAGAAUGCAGGAAUCGAUAUUUUGAAUGGUGGAAUACUGGAUGCAGUGGAGGCGGAUAUUUAUGAUUUAUACAGCGGCAAAAGAUCAGCUAUCAAGCUAGGCGCAGAUGCUGCAGUGACUAUCCUGAAAGUUGAUCAGAUAAUCAUGUCGAAGCAAGCGAAAGGUCCGGCUCCACGAGCACCAAAAGCAGCUGAUGAAGCGGAUGAAGAUUAA